UGACGUCAUCAAAAAAAAAUUUACUCGCUAAAGAACUAGCGUUGUCUCUGUAAGCCGUGGAAAUCAGCAUGCUGUCAAACCGCCAAACAAAACAAUACCCGGACGAUUAAUGUUUUGAUAUUCAAAAAUUAUACCCGAUAAAAUUCAGAUACUUUCGUUUGUCGGAUCACAAAUAUUAGAAAUAAUGCAUGAGUCGGACACGAAAGAAGCUGUUGUGAAAUUGCCCGAAACGGAAAAAGGCAGUCUUCCAAGAAAACCAAUGUCCUACCCAUACGAUUCGAGGAACGAGAAGUUACCGGUGUUCGGGGUUAUUGUUAAUAUGACGUCCAAAAUCAAGUAUUCAACUAAGCAAUUAGUUGCUAAAUUUGAAGCUAAGUUGUCCGCUUAUAAAUUACCACCAAAAAAACCACAGACUGCAAAAAGAUUAAAAAAGCCGGGGCGUAAAGAAACACCUUAUUUUCGUCGAGUUGGGCCUCACAAAGGCAUCGUGAUGUUCGACAACUGGGAACAGGCUAAUACAUUCGCGGCAACAGAUGAUCCUGAAUAUUAUGCAUUUAUUCCACUGAGCUUCGUAGUUGUUGUGGGUGUUGCUAUUGUCAAGGCAAAGUUCAACUUAAAAGAUUUUAAAUAUGUUGAUUCAUAUGAAGUAUUGCAAUGGCGUACUGAACGUCUUGCCGAUAGAAAAGUGCAGGUCACACUUGCAAUACGCGGUACAGAGCUACCGAGUGAGAUAGUAAUCAAGGGUGAAUGCAUUCCUAUCACAUUACUUGUGCGGCAACCUAUUUACUGUUCCAAUUGUUUACAAUAUGGUCAUCGCUUGGUGAAUUGUAUGCGUAAACCACGAUGCGGUGUUUGCAGCAAAACUUUGCCCUUCGAAAGACACACUGAAAAGAACUGCCCAGUUAUUGCGAAUGGUGAUGUUCUAGAGCGUUGCAUCUCGUGUCAUCAGAACCAUACCAUCGGAUUCGAAGGAUGUAAUGAACAUAUUCAACAAUGUGCUCACAAGAAAAGACUCGUUAAACAACACAUGGAUUUUGUGUCGGUUUUGGAAAACGAUAUUAUCCCUAGCAUACGAUCUACAUCUGUUAAUUCAUCGGAAAGGUUUAUGAGGGACUGAAAUCAGCUCAAGUUAGAAAUGAUAUAAUUUGUUUCUGUGUUUCAUGAAAAUUAUUUCAAAUUGUAUAUGCUCUCGUUAUCAUCUAUGUGUCCAAUAUAGAAACAUGUUAUGUUUUGAUAGAAAAGCCGAA
Molecule: messenger RNA, 1247 nt
Organism: Toxorhynchites rutilus septentrionalis
Lineage: Eukaryota; Metazoa; Arthropoda; Insecta; Diptera; Culicidae
Exons: 2
Coding region: 185-1117 (310 amino acids)
Source: RefSeq, a predicted model, not a curated record